CAUCAGGCGUUGGCGAGCCUUAUAAAAGCUCUGUGGCCCGCGCUCACCUCAGCACUUCCAUCACCAUGAGGGCGACAGUGGCAGGUCUCCUUCUGUGUCUUGUGGUGGCAGCAUGCCGCAGCCAGGAGACUCCACCUGGCCCUCCUGGACCAACUGAAGGGCCACAACCAACUGGACCACCUGGCCCACCAACUGGAGAUCCUGAUCCAACAGGUCAGCCUACUGGAGGUCCUGAACCAACUGGGCCACCUGGCCCACCAACUGGAGGUCCUGAACCAACAGGUCAGCCCACUGGAGGUCCUCAACCAACUGGAGGGCCCCAACCAACUGGUGGACCUCAGCCUACAGAAGGCCCACAGCCUACUGGCCCACCAGGGCCACCAGGACCGUCUUCUGGGGGACUUUGGGGUUUCUGAAUUCCUGUACACGCAUCUGCGAAACAUCAAGACAUUUCAUCCGUGAUAUUUAUGAUAAACUCUACCUGAUUUUAAAGAUGGAAGUGUUCUGGAACUCGCUUUGUAAAAUUAUUUCUCAUUAAAUCAGCAUUGUAAAAUCUCCAUAAAUGUUUCCGUCAUUUGUAAAGUUUAACGAAUAACCUACUAACCCAAAAAAAUAGUAACUCUUUGAACUUGAUGUCAAAAAAGCUGUGACAGUUUCAUAAGUCAUUCUGUUCUUGACUGUGUAACUAGUGACUUCAGUAUGUACUCUAUGUGAUGAAGUGUCCUAAUCUUGCGC
Messenger RNA from Schistocerca serialis cubense, 735 nucleotides. Its product is annotated as proline-rich protein 2-like. The coding region runs from base 66 to 416 and encodes 116 amino acids. The record is from RefSeq and is a predicted model, not a curated record. NCBI's taxonomy places the organism in Eukaryota, Metazoa, Arthropoda, Insecta, Orthoptera, Acrididae. The transcript is spliced from 4 exons.